GCGGCUGGAGCAGUCAGAGGGACGGCCCUGUGUUCAUUGUACAGCAAGCUGCACACUUCCUCCGAGGUGCUGGGCGUACGCAGCGACGGCACGGGCCGCGCUGCAGUGAUCGCAGCGCUGACGGAAGCCUCCGUGCCCUGCGCCGCCAGCGAGGCGGCCAUGGCACUCCUGCGCGGGGCGGUGGUGACGGUGGCAGCCGAGUCUCAAGCGGCCGCAGAGCUGCAAUCCAUGGUGGAAGGGCUGCCGCGGGAGCUGAUCCAGGUCGUUGAGCCUGGCUCGUGGUCGGCGCUUCCCCCGACCCACACGCUGCGGGCCUGCGGCGUCCAGGCCUCUGCCCUGUGGUGCGACUCUUUCCCGCCCAAAGACUUUGGCGGCUGGGUGUCAGGCUCCGCCCAAACCUUCGCGACGGCACAUGGCAUGGCCAGGAGCGUAGAUGCCUUGACGUUGGCCCGGACAAACAUGGAGACGCUUGCGAAGCUGCCGCGUUCCAUCCACCACCUCACCCAGGAGGCCGCUGACCUCUCCGCACUGCUGGCGACAUCCACGCCGCCCUCCGUCGAGGUGCCAACCGUGCCAGGCCUCCCGCCGCCACGCUGGGCGCGGAGUGCUUAUGAUCGAGGCAUGGAGGAAAUUCACGACGCCUUGGACUUGUUUUGGGCCUUCGGCGAACUCCAGGACCCGCCGCUGCUGGGCCCGGCCAGGAAGCAUUUUCUCCUCACCACAUCCAGCGAGAUCUCAGAGGAGAUUGUGAAAGCCGCGAUCCUCACGGCACUGGGCCCCUGGAAGGAGCUCAUCACGCUGCAUGCGAUUGGGCUUGGCUCCGCUGGGCUGAGCCGGGACCCUUUGAAAGGCUUCUGCCGCCUCGUGGAGUCCGGGCGUGAAAAUCUGGAGUGGGCCUUGCACGAACACGACUCCGCCACGGAGUUCCUUGAAUGGCUGGGCGACGGAGCGCCCACACGCGAGCCCGCGGUGUUCUUUGGCAAGCUCUGGGGCCACGAAGAGGAGCUCCGUCGCACUGUGGCGGCCAGCGGCGGAGCAAUAUGGUCGGGGCUUUGGGCACCAGAGCCCUUCGAGUGGCUGCGCAGGUGGUCGCUUCCGGUCCCUGAUGGAGCGGCCUCCUGCAGCAGAAGGGACGUGACCUGCGCGAGGGUCGAAGGUCUUCGCUAUCCGCCUCGCGAUGAGUAG
Messenger RNA from Symbiodinium natans, 1185 nucleotides. Lineage: Eukaryota; Dinophyceae; Suessiales; Symbiodiniaceae. The record is from the annotation of a GenBank genome assembly.